Molecule: messenger RNA, 2322 nt
Organism: Phascolarctos cinereus (koala)
Lineage: Eukaryota; Metazoa; Chordata; Mammalia; Diprotodontia; Phascolarctidae
Source: RefSeq, a predicted model, not a curated record
GUGGGAGUGGGGAGGGUGUCCCAGGAGGGAGUCACUAUAAGCUGGCAAAGCGCGCGAGGCUCUAGGGAGCUGAGUCUGGGGUCUAGCAGAGGUGAGUGCAGCGGGGGAGACGAAGGUGCAGAAGUACCCAACUGACCUGACAGCCGAGAUGGAAGUCGGAGAUCCCUCAGGGGACGCCGGGCAGGGUGACUCCUUGACCACCAUGUCAGAAGAAGAGGAACAGCAACCUGGCCCUGCCCCAGUGGAGGAGCAGCAGCAGCCCCAGGCCCAGGGUAAGAACCUGGUGAGUAGAGUGGCCAGUCUGCCUCUGGUCAGCACGACCUAUGCCAGGGCAUCGGCACUAUACAGCUCUAUGAAGGAGAACCACCCAUAUCUGAACACUCUGUGUGGACUGGCUGAGCGCAGCCUUCAGGGCCUAACCACCAGAGCUGCCCAAGGGGCCCAGCCCAUCCUCAGCCUGCUGGAGCCUCAGAGCUCUCUCCUCUGCACCACCAGCUGCCUGAGUACUGCAUCUGAAUUCACAAGAGCCAAGUUCAAAAUCCAAGGUCUAAUCACCUGUGUGACCUUAGUUACUUCAAUGAAUGAAUAUGCCUGCAAGGGCCUGGACAAGCUGGAGGAGAAGUUGCCCUUCCUCCGACAGCCCUCUCAGGAGGUGGUGACAUCAGCCAAGGACGCAGUAACCAGCAGUGUAACAGGAGUGGUGGGCCUGGCCCAGAAAGGUCGGCGAUGGAGUGUGGAUUUGACUCGGUCAGUUGUAACUAGUGGGGUAGACACAGUCAUGGGCACCCGCAUGGGACAGAUGGUGACCAAUGGUGUGGAUGCCAUCAUGGGCAAGUCUGAAGAACUUAUGGAUCACUUCCUACCCAUGACUGAUGAGGAACUUGAUGAGCUGGCUGCCGCAGCAGCUGAGGGUGGGGCUCUGGCCCCAGGGGAAGACCGGCACCAGACAAGCUACUUUGUUCGACUGGGAUCGCUGUCAUCUCGACUCCAACAGCGGGUGUACCAGCACUCACUGGGCAGACUCCGCCAGAAAAAGCACCAGGCCCAGGAAUAUUUCACCCAGCUACACGACACUCUGGAGAUGAUUCACCAUAUGAAGCAUGGCUCCAAUCACAACUUCCAGGGUGGGCAGGGAAGGCUGAAGCAGCUGUGGCAAGACUGGAGUCACCAGGAUAAGGAAUGCUACCAGAGCCAGGUAGAAUCGCAGACUCUGGACCUGUCCCGAGACCUAACUCAGGAGCUGCAGGCCACAUGUGAGACGCUGGCAGCUAGCGUGCAGGGGUUGCCGCUGGCCGUCCAGGCAAAGGUGCUGGAGGUCCAGCAGAGUGUGGAGGAGCUGCAUCAGGCCUUCUCGGCCGCCCGCUCCUUCCAUGAUCUGCCACCGGCAUUUCUGGCAAAGGGCCGGGGCCACAUGGCGCAGGCCCACACGACCGUGGAUGAGCUACUGGAUUUUGUCCUACAGAGCAUCCCCCUGCCCUGGCUGGUGGGGCCCUUCUCACCCUUAAUAGUGGAACGGCCCUGCACCCCACAGGAACUGAUAGACCAGGUCGAUGAGGUGGUGGUAGGCAGAAGGUCCAGCCUGCUGGAGGACCGUUGGGCCAAUAUGGAUUGGGUCGCCCAACAAGAAGCCUGGCGAGCUGCUCAGGAGGCCGCCAUGGCAGAGGAAGUCGAACCACCCAGGAUCCCCAGCCAGGAGGUCAAGAAGGCAACAAUAAUGCCUGAGCUAGACUUCUGAGCAGUCUUCCCCUCUUGACCAAUGAACAAAUAUCAGCUGCUGGGCAAGUUUAUGGUCAAGCAUCCCCCUCUCCUCAGCCCUGCCUGUCCUCUAAGGGCCUCUCCCAAGGGACAGGGGUCCUGAAGCCCUGUCUUUGCCAACCAGAACCUGAUUGCUUGGGCCUCUCUUUGAGCCUUUGGGAAGGAAAGGGAGUACUCAGGACAGUGCAAAUGGAGAGAACCAGUCUGAGCUUAAAGUUAGAGGGAAUGCUCAGAGAAGAGGUGGGGGCUGAAUAUAUAAACCUGAGGUUGAUCUGUACAUAGGUGAAAAUGGAAGCCAAGAGCUUCCAAUGAAGUCGCCUGGGGAGGGAAAGUCAAGUGAGGAUGGCUGAGGACAGAACCCUGGGGAAGAGAAGGAAGGAAGCAUCCACAGCCCAUGAAUUAGAAAUGUCUUUUCUUCCUCAGGAGUGAUGGUUCAGGUGUUCUUUCUAAGGUGGGGAAAACAGUCUCUGCAGCUAUUGGUCAGUGAUUUAAAGUUCUUUUUUCUAGACUGUGUGGUAAGUGGGGUAAGACUGUGGGAAGGGAGGGAGGGAGGAAGGGAGGGAAGAA